Molecule: messenger RNA, 434 nt
Organism: Corythoichthys intestinalis (scribbled pipefish)
Lineage: Eukaryota; Metazoa; Chordata; Actinopteri; Syngnathiformes; Syngnathidae
Product: zymogen granule membrane protein 16-like
Exons: 3
Coding region: 1-432 (143 amino acids)
Source: RefSeq, a predicted model, not a curated record
AUGUGGUAUUUAGUCCAGACAGACCAAUUCUCAUUCUCCCAACCAAUUGGAUCUGGGGGAGGCGAAUCAUUUGUUCUCACUGGAGAAGGUCCCAUUACCUCUAUCAGGCUAUGGGAGAGAUACAACAGCUAUGUUACUGGAAUCCAAUUGCGCUACGGUGCAACAUGGUCUCAAGUAGUUGGGUAUCAACAAGGAACAGUCAGCGAGCUUGAGCUAUUCAAGGAUGAAGCUGUUAUUCAGAUUUCAGGAAAGUGCACCAGCUACGUGCAGUCGGUUGUGUUCAUGACCAAUAAGAGCCGAACAUUGCAAGUAGGCCAGCCGCGUGGCAAGUGCUUCAACAUGUACGCCGCUAACAAAGAAGCCACACUGCGCAUCAUCAGCGGACGAUUUCAAAAUGGUUUUAGAUCCUUCGCAGCCCACUGGAACGUGUAAUU